AUGAGUGACCGCGCCCUGUACGUCUUGGUGAUGCUCAAGGACGGCUUCUUUUCCAUCUUGGGUCUAGGCUUGGUGUUCCUUUCCACAAGCGGUAUAUUUAACAACUGUUAUUGCUGGAGCGCCUACAUGUGGCACCGCUUUCUUCCUGGGGACUGGGGCGAAGAGGCGUUUGUGCCACUCAGCACCGAACAAGCUUACGGCUUCAACGCGGUCAACAUUUACUCGCACGUCGUCUUCGCCUGUCUUGGUGCUCAGCUUGCCUUUUUUGCCUUUGUUGUCUUCCUGUGGUGGGACGGCAUCUAUGUCGUGCGGUGGAACGAGGAGCGUUGCCGCCAAGAGUGGAUCUCGGAGUCCAGCCGUCAAAUAGAGCAGGAUGAGGCAAGCUACUUGCUUUUCUGGUACAGGCAAAGUGAAUAUGACGAGGAGGAGAGAGUUCGGAGGCAAAGUCGCACUCAGUGGGACGAGGAUCGUAGAAGGCGCUCUGCGGGACGUAGAAGCGACCGCAUCAUGUCUCAGAGCUAGACGCCGGGCUCUAUGCAGCUAGAAGCUAGC
Ilyonectria robusta is the source of this 552-nucleotide messenger RNA. RefSeq lists its product as uncharacterized. The transcript has a single exon. The record is from RefSeq and is a predicted model, not a curated record. Bases 1 to 522 code for a protein of 173 amino acids. NCBI's taxonomy places the organism in Eukaryota, Fungi, Ascomycota, Sordariomycetes, Hypocreales, Nectriaceae.